UCGCGGUCUGUAUUCCUCACGGCGUCUCUCCGCGGCCAUGGUAACACUUCCCCUGGCACUGGAGCUCCAGUUCACAGACACAACACGCCAGCGCUGUUCAUGCAACUAUUAUUCAGCAUGAAUCUGGCAGAGAUAUGUGACAACGCCAAGAAAGGCCGUGAGUAUGCCCUGCUUGGAAACUAUGACUCCUCCCUUGUGUACUACCAGGGCGUCAUUCAACAGAUCCACAAGCACUGUCAGACCUUCAGAGACCCUGCACUUAAAGUCCGAUGGCAACAGGUCAGGCAGGAGCUCACUGAGGAGUACGAGCAGGUGAAAGGCAUCAUGGGAACGCUAGAGAGCUUAAAGUUAGAGAAGCCAAACGACAUCUUUGCACCUCUUGCUCCUCAGUCCAACGACAGACCCGAGGAUCCAGCAGUUUGGCCCCCUCCCAUCCCUGCUGAACACAGGAAUCCUGUAGCACUGAAGCGUCCCAGCAGUGCAGGGAAGCAGCAGAGAAAGGAGUCCCUCGGUCUGACUAUAAAAGGGGGGGGGCCAGGAGGCCGCGGAUUGAAACCAGACCGGCAGGGAGCGAAAGAUGCACGUGGCACAAAGGCUAAAGACGAGAAGGCAAAGAAAGGGGCAGGAGAUGCACCAGGGGAUGCAGAGCUGAAGAAAUUUGACGGCACAGGGUAUGACAGUAACCUGGUGGACUCACUGGAGAAAGACAUCGUGUCCCGUAACCCUAACGUUCACUGGGAGGAUAUUGCUGAUCUGGAAGAUGCAAAGAAGCUGCUGAGAGAAGCUGUGGUGUUACCCAUGUGGAUGCCUGACUUUUUCAAGGGCAUUCGCCGCCCCUGGAAGGGUGUGUUAAUGGUGGGCCCUCCAGGGACAGGGAAGACCAUGUUGGCCAAGGCUGUAGCCACAGAAUGUGGGACGACUUUCUUCAAUGUGUCCUCCUCCACGCUAAGCUCCAAAUACAGGGGCGAGUCUGAAAAGCUUGUUCGUCUGCUGUUUGAAAUGGCCAGGUUUUAUGCACCAACAACCAUCUUCAUUGAUGAGAUUGACUCAAUCUGUGGCAGAAGAGGAACAUCUGAUGAACAUGAAGCCAGCCGCAGGGUCAAAUCAGAGCUUCUGAUCCAGAUGGAUGGUGUGGGGGGAGCAUCAGAGAAUGAAGACCCCUCUAAGAUGGUUAUGGUCCUCGCCGCCACCAACUUCCCCUGGGACAUUGAUGAGGCCUUAAGACGACGCCUGGAGAAGCGGAUCUACAUCUCCCUGCCCACAGUUGUGGGUCGUGUCGAGCUUCUUAAAAUCAACCUGAGGGAGGUAGAGGUGGCUGCUGACGUUGACCUGGACCUCAUUGCUGAGAAGAUUGAGGGCUACUCUGGAGCAGAUAUCACCAACGUCUGCAGGGAUGCAUCCAUGAUGGCAAUGCGGCGUCGCAUCCAAGGCCUGAGCCCUGAGGAGAUCAGAGCUUUGUCCAAAGACGAGCUGCAGAUGCCCGUGACUAUGGAAGACUUCACCCAAACGCUCAAGAAGAUGUCCAAGUCCGUCUCCGCUACCGACCUGGAAAAAUAUGAUGCCUGGAUGGCUGAGUUUGGGUCAGUGUAGACACCGGUACCAGUGAGACCCAGAGGGACCAGCACCUUAAAAGGAGGACUCAUAGUAAUGAUGAAGAGCACGGACUUAGGAGUACAGAGCCCAGGGAACUGUAGCAAGUGAACCAGGCGGCACAUCAGGGAUCAAGAAAACACAGAGGCUCAAGUUCACAUCAGAUGACUGGUGCCUUUGGUGAUGUGAACUUUCAGUGGCUUCACGCUUCUCCUCACUUUUCCUUCUUGUCCGUGUAGUGGGCGUCAAUCAUCCAGCUGCUGACUGAUUUAAGUGACCUGAGGAAGAAUGAGGUGAACUUUUCUUACAAUGUGAAAUUUUAGUGUGUAACUAAUACUAGACACAGGUAGACCAGGGAAUGCACACUAGUUUCAAUUAGAUAUCAGGCCUCAUGCAAGAAUUCAGAUUCUCAGCCUAAACCUCUUACUUUUUACCUGCUAUUUAUUUGUGUGGUGAGUUUGUUGCAGAUUCAAAUAAAAAUCCAAAUCUCAUGAGGGGACUGCUAGGCCUUGGCGGAGGUCUUUGCAGACGUGUUCACCAUCUCUCUCUGGCUUGACAAAUAUAUCACAAAUGGUAACCUUCAGUUGGCAUAAAAUCUCAGAAGGUGUAAGUUUGUCCAGAAUGAGCUACUGUAAAAAAAAACAUGAAGGCCUCCAGCAAGAGGACCCACUCCUUAUGUAAUUAUAAAGUAUUAAGAUUUAAAGGGUAUAUGGGGUAACGAAAACCAUUUAGAUGAAACAUACUGGUGAAAACAUCACUAGGAUUAUUUUAUGUUCAAUUUCUGCCCGUAGAUCCCUUUCACCUAAAUCUUACACACUGGACCUUUAAGAGAAAAUUCUGCUCAACUCUGUCAGCUUCUUGUAAUUCUUGCAUGAGGCCCAUUGUCUGUAUGUUCGAGCACUUUCAAUGUAUCUCCUUGUGGAGCUCAUGUAUUUACUACUGACUGAACACACUUGAAGAACCACAAAGUCUGUUGUGAGGUGAGAGAUUGUAUUUGUGUUUUCAAGUUUGUUUUUUAAUCUAUUUUGUUUUAUUUUAAUUGAAUCAAACAAAUUGUAGUCAAACUAAAAAAGAGAACGACCACAUGGAUUGUGUAUUAAAUGGUGCAGACAAUUAGUUCUCAGCUAUAUCUCUAUCCCUGUAUACCUAAUCUCAGUGAGGUUUUGUUUUGUAUUGACCUAGUGUAGGAUGAGUUGAAUAAUAAGAUGAAUACAUUGUGAACUAAUGGUGAACUCAAUCUAUACUCAAUGGUUGUUUUAUUGUUCUCCCCUGUUCCAAACGUUUACAGCAUUCUGCUUCAGGGCGCCAAAAGCUCCAUUUGGUGUAUAAUUUGCAUUGUCUUUUAUUUUAAUACCAAAAAAUAAACUUUACUUUUAAUCUUUUAGGAUUCGUAAAACACCUUUUGGAUUUCUGUAUUUAAUCAGUGUCUCUAAUAAUCAUUGAUUAGUUUCACAGUGUGACCAAAUGUGAAGCUAAGAAACCAAAAAGGGUUUGUGCAGAAAAGAUAUCAACCCACAAUAGCACACGUUGAUUUAACUUUACGUAUCCUGGUGUCUCCUGUCUACUAAAGACAAAUGUCAUAACCAACUUGGUCUCUCGUUUUUAAGGAAGAGGCAUUUCUAUAAUCUUCUAUUAUCUAUUAGCUUCCAGAAAUAAUGGAAACACCUGAAACACACUUGCAGAUGAUGUCCCACUUUCAGAUAAACUCCCUGUGUGCAUCCAAAUUACUUAAAGGCUUUUUCACAAGUAGAUCUUUCAAAGCAUCCUCAGUGUAUAUGGAAUAAAACCAUUUGCUUACA
This is a messenger RNA of Platichthys flesus (European flounder), 3389 nucleotides long. RefSeq names its product katanin p60 subunit A-like 1 (gene katnal1). The record is from RefSeq and is a predicted model, not a curated record. Bases 100 to 1590 code for a protein of 496 amino acids. Lineage: Eukaryota; Metazoa; Chordata; Actinopteri; Pleuronectiformes; Pleuronectidae. Gene Ontology annotation, molecular function: ATP hydrolysis activity; microtubule severing ATPase activity; microtubule binding. The transcript has 11 exons. Gene Ontology annotation, biological process: microtubule severing. Gene Ontology annotation, cellular component: microtubule cytoskeleton.